Messenger RNA from Monoraphidium neglectum, 663 nucleotides. RefSeq names its product cytidine deaminase. Gene Ontology annotation, molecular function: cytidine deaminase activity; zinc ion binding. The transcript is spliced from 4 exons. Bases 1 to 663 code for a protein of 220 amino acids. NCBI's taxonomy places the organism in Eukaryota, Viridiplantae, Chlorophyta, Chlorophyceae, Sphaeropleales, Selenastraceae. Gene Ontology annotation, cellular component: cytosol. The record is from RefSeq and is a predicted model, not a curated record.
AUGGCCAAUCUGCUGCUGCAUGGGGAGCCCGCCCUCGACACGCUGGCCAUCAGUGCCGCGCCAUGCGGCCACUGCAGGCAGUUCUACUCCGAGCUCGCGUGCGCGGACUCGGUGCGGUUCCUGUUUGGCUCCCACGACGGCGCCCACCAGGAGGAGUACCGGCUGCGGGACCUGCUGCCGGACCGCUUCGGCCCCAUAGACCUGCUGGAGCCCGGCUCCGCCCCGCUGCUGCUCGAGCCGCAGGACAACGCGCUUGAAUGGGGCGCCGCCGCCAAUCGGCGGCUGGAGGAGCGGGGAGCGGGGGACGGCGUGUUUGCGCGCGCGGCGGCCGCGGCGCUCGAGGCGGCGCGGCGGUCCUAUUCACCCUACACGCGCUGCCCGUCCGGCGUGGCCCUGAUCGCGCGCGGCGGCCGCGUGUUCCACGGCGGCUACACGGAGAACGCCGCGCACAACCCGGGCCUCGCGCCGUUCCAGGCUGCCGUGGCUGGGGCAAUCAUCGGCGGCCUCGGGCCGUAUGAUGAGAUCGAGGAGGUGGUGGUGGCGGAGCUGGGCACCGGCCUGGUGCAGCAGGCCAGCUUGGCCAAGGUCGUGGCGCGCGCCGCGACUGGCAACGCGCUGCUACCGGUCACCGUGCUGCACACUGAGUGGGCGUCGUCACAGUGA